CCCCCUUCCCAUUUCACCUCCGUUGUCAUGUUCUUGCGUGGAUGGCGGCGGCGGCUGCUGCUGUUCGAUUUCUUGCCAUCUUUUGACUUUUGAUGCAUGCGCUCAACCAACGCAUUGCGCAAUCUCGCGCUCCGCCCCGUGAAUCUGGCCUGUACGGCCGCGCAGAUUCGGCCGCAUUGCUCUGAACAAAGCCGGCCAAAUCAAAGUUUGCGCAGCCUGUCCCAAUUCGGUCUUGCUACUUGUCGCACAUGGGGUGUGGUGGGGGUGGGGAUAGACGCAUAGAAUUUCCAAGAUAGGCCUGUGCUUAUCUCCUUGGCUUCCUUAUCAGUAUAUAAGCUUGUGUGGAUGGCUGCCUGUUAAUAACAAUUGCUGGUACAGACGUACACUUGCUUCUAAGGAGUAUAUUAAGGUGGGAGGACCGGAGGAGAGAUGCUACCUGAAGAUGCAGUCAUCCUUUGAUUUUUUUUUUCCUCAUAAAGCAAGACUUUAUCAGUUGUUGACCAAAUAGCAGCUGAAGAAUAAGGAGCACAUUGCUGUGUUUGCCGUGUUUGUCCAGGAAAGUGUACAGGCAAAAGCACUUCUGUUGCUGCUUCUUCUUCAGCUGAGUUCUUCCAAAUGGAUAAGCUCGACGGUUCUGCCCGCCUUGUGAUCGUCUCCGAUCUUGACCAGACGAUGAUCGAUCAUGAUGAUCGAGAGAACCUGUCCUUGCUUAGGUUUGAGGCGCUCUGGGAGGCUGAGUUCUCCCAAGAUUCUCUACUGGUCUUCUCAACUGGAAGAACACCGAUCAGUUACAAGGGCUUGCGGAAAGAGAAGCCUCUGAUCACACCAGACAUCACUAUUAUGUCUGUUGGAACUGUGAUUGCAUAUGGUGAAGAGAUGAUCCGUGAUGUUGGCUGGGAGGAAUAUUUGGACAACAAUUGGGACAGGAAUAUCGUUGUCGAGGAGACUGCUAAAUUCUCUCAGCUAAAGCCUCAGCCAGAGAGGAAUCAAGGUCCCCAUAAGGUUAGCUUCUUCGUUGAUAAGCAGGGCGCUCAGGAAGUAAUAGAUUCUCUCCCUCAGAAGUUGGAGAAACGAGGGCUAGAUGUGAAAAUAGUCUACAGCAGUGGUGAGGCCCUCGAUGUUUUACCACAAGGUGCAGGAAAAGGACAGGCUCUUGUUUAUUUGUUGAAUACACUCAAUUCAAAUGGGAAACCACCAAACAAUACUCUUGUUUGUGGUGACUCUGGAAAUGAUGCAGAAUUAUUCAGUGUCCCUUCUGUACAUGGCAUCAUGGUCAGUAAUGCUCAAGAGGAGCUGCUUCAGUGGUAUGAAGAAAAUGCAAAAAGUAAUCCUAAAAUAAUUCAUGCGACUGAGAGAUGUGCUGCUGGUAUCAUGCAAGCUAUCGGUCAUUUUAAACUAGGACCCAAUGUUUCUGCAAGAGAUCUCGAAUUCCCUUAUCCGAAGGCGGACGCCAUCAAGCCUGCAGAAGUGGUGGUGAAGUUCUAUGUUCUCUAUGAGAAGUGGCGGAGGGGUGAGCUUCCAAAUCCUUCAUCAGUUUUGCAGUACUUGAAAAGCAUUACUCAUUCGAAUGGAAUAAUUAUUCAUCCUUCUGGAUCGGAGCGUUCUCUUCAUGCGUCCAUUGAUGCUCUAAGUUCUUGCUAUGGCGACAAACAAGGCAACAAGUUCCGGGUAUGGGUGGAUAGACUAGUUACAUCACCGAUUGGUACAAGUAACUGGUUGGUGAGGUUUGAUAACUGGGAAAAAGAAGGUCUGCCGUCAGCCUCUUCACAUGAUACACUAAUUGUGGCCCUUAAUACAAGCCAGUGGUGGUGCUCGGAAUUGCUGCCGCACUACUCUUCUGCUGAACAUGAAGCCUGAGACUCCAGAGGGCUUGGAGCUGACACACAUUCACAAGACCUGGGUUGAAGGACACUCUGCAGGGAGCGAGAACGCAUUCAUCUUGUAGGUCAAUUAGUCACUUGCAAAGUGCAAACAGGCAUAACAUAUCUUUUUCUUCAACAGUCCAAAUAGAAUCAGAAUGUACUUCCAGAUAGGCUCAAUCCAUGGUAAUUCCAUGUAAUGUACAAUAAAAGAUGUUCCAUGAUUCUGUCUCGUGAAGUUCAUGAGGUCCAAAAAUUAAAUGAAGCUUUUGCCUGUUGGUUUCCAUGAUUCA
Setaria italica (foxtail millet) is the source of this 2152-nucleotide messenger RNA. Its product is annotated as probable sucrose-phosphatase 3. NCBI's taxonomy places the organism in Eukaryota, Viridiplantae, Streptophyta, Magnoliopsida, Poales, Poaceae. The record is from RefSeq and is a predicted model, not a curated record. The transcript has 8 exons. The coding region runs from base 616 to 1857 and encodes 413 amino acids. Gene Ontology annotation, molecular function: sucrose-phosphate phosphatase activity; magnesium ion binding. Gene Ontology annotation, biological process: sucrose biosynthetic process.